GGAAACUCGAACAUCUGCUUUCUCCAACGAACGGACCAAGUCGAGCAGGAGACUGGCAUACUUAAUAUAAGUCCGAAGGUAGCUUCGUCCAUCGUCUCCUCCAUCUACGACCAUCGACGGCGAUGACCUCCCCAGAGUUUGAUCCAAAGUCUGUACUUACCCUCGACCCAUGGCUUGAACCAUUCGUACCGGCCAUCGGCCACCGUUACGACCGCUUUAAAGGCUGGAAGGACACUAUUUUCCAGCAUGAAGGAGGAUACGAAUCUUUCACCAAGGGCUAUGAAAAACUUGGGUUUAAUGUCGGCUCCAAUGGCGAAGUCGUAUACAGGGAGUGGGCCCCGAACGCGAAAGAGGCCAACUUGAUCGGGGAUUUCAAUGGGUGGAACAGGAUGAACAUUCCAAUGAAAAAGGACGCGUAUGGUGUUUGGGAAGUCACUGUACCACCCAAGGAACCUGGAGUCUGUGCUAUCCCGCACGAUUCGAAAGUGAAGAUAUCCAUGAUUAUACCAUCUGGAGAGCGUAUCGAGCGUAUUCCUACCUGGAUCAAGCGCGUCACACAGGAUUUGACCGUCUCGCCUGUCUACGAGGCAAGAUUCUGGAACCCCCCUCCCGAGUCGACCUACGUCUUCAAGAACAAGUCUCCCCCAAAGCCAGCGAGCGUCAGGAUCUACGAGGCUCACGUCGGCAUAUCCACCUCGGAGGGGCGCGUCGGUACUUACAAGGAGUUCACCGCUAACAUCCUCCCGAGAAUCCAUGCCUUGGGAUACAACACCAUCCAACUCAUGGCCAUAAUGGAGCACGCGUACUAUGCGUCGUUCGGAUACCAGGUCAAUAGUUUUUUCGCGGCUAGCUCUCGCUACGGUACCCCCGACGAGCUCAAGGAGCUCAUUGACACUGCCCACGGCAUGGGCAUAACUGUCCUUCUUGACAUCGUUCACUCCCACGCGAGUAAGAACGUCCUCGAUGGGCUCAACCUCUUCGAUGGCUCCGACCAUUGCUACUUCCACGAAGGUGCCAGGGGGCGUCACGAGCUUUGGGACAGCCGUCUCUUCAAUUACGGCUCGCAUGAGGUCCUUAGGUUCUUGCUCAGUAAUCUGAGAUUUUGGAUUGAGGAGUAUCAUUUCGACGGGUUCAGGUUUGAUGGCGUGACGAGCAUGAUGUACCUCCAUCAUGGUAUCGGGACUGGCUUUUCUGGCGGAUACCACGAGUAUUUCGGCCCAGGCGUGGACGAGGAAGGUGUGGUCUACCUCAUGCUGGCCAACGAAGCUAUGCACGAGCUAUAUCCCGACAUAAUCACCAUCGCCGAAGACGUCUCGGGAAUGCCACUCCUCUGCAUUCCUGUCUCGCAGGGUGGCGUAGGCUUUGACUACCGACUCUCAAUGGCCAUUCCCGAUAUGUGGAUCAAGCUUCUCAAGCACAAGCACGAUGACGAGUGGGAAAUUGGCAAUAUCACUCACACAUUGGUCAAUCGGCGACACGGAGAGAAGAGUAUCGCGUAUGCGGAGAGUCAUGACCAGGCGCUCGUCGGAGAUAAGACGUUGGCAUUUUGGCUUAUGGACAAGGAGAUGUAUACGAACAUGUCAGACUUGACGGAGAUGACGCCCGUUAUUUCUAGAGGAAUGGCAUUGCACAAAAUGAUCCGUAUACUCGUCCACUCGCUCGGUGGGGAAGGUUGGCUCAACUUUGAGGGUAACGAGUUUGGUCACCCUGAGUGGCUCGAUUUCCCUCGCGAAGGUAACGGAAACUCCUUCCACUACGCCCGUCGCCAAUGGAAUAUUGUCGACGACCCUGUUCUCCGGUACAAAUACCUCAAUGCUUUUGACGCCGCCAUGAACCACCUCGACGCGAAAUACAACUGGCUAUCCUCUCCACAGGCAUUCGUCUCCCUCAAACACGAGGUCGACAAACUCAUCGUCUACGAGCGCGCCGGACUCUUGUUCGUGUUCAACUUCCACCCGACACAGAGUUUUGCGGAUUAUAGGGUCGGGGUGGAAGUGGAGGGUCCGUAUGAGGUGGUGUUGAGUAGCGAUGAGAAGAGGUUCGGUGGGUUUGAGAAUUUGCUGGCGGGUGGACGGUAUGAAACGACGCCGAUGGAGUGGAAUGGUAGGAAGAACUGGAUGCAUAUCUACAUCCCAUCGAGGACGUGUGCCGUGUUUGCAAAGAUAUAGGUUCGGAUGGCGCCAAAACUCCACGGUGUAGCGGGGGGAAAUCAUGUAAGAUGGAAGAAUCCAAGAAUAUGCACGUAUAUCGAAAGAAGGAUGUCAAUUGUCGGUCGUGCUUGCUUAAGGCCUUGUACUAUAGUUUACCACGGUAUCUUUCAAGGCUGUCUUUUCUCAAAUCUCAACCAAUGUAUUGUAAACAACUAUGCAUGACGUGGUGCGAAUACAUGUUUUCGAAAC
Messenger RNA from Stereum hirsutum FP-91666 SS1, 2399 nucleotides. Its product is annotated as glycoside hydrolase. The coding region runs from base 123 to 2168 and encodes 681 amino acids. The record is from RefSeq and is a predicted model, not a curated record. The transcript is spliced from 9 exons. Gene Ontology annotation, biological process: glycogen biosynthetic process. Gene Ontology annotation, cellular component: cytoplasm. Gene Ontology annotation, molecular function: hydrolase activity, hydrolyzing O-glycosyl compounds; cation binding; 1,4-alpha-glucan branching enzyme activity. Lineage: Eukaryota; Fungi; Basidiomycota; Agaricomycetes; Russulales; Stereaceae.